AUGCAAGAAGCAACCGGCUCAUCACAAAGAGGCAUGACUCUAGAGGAGUUAAAAACAUUGAGAGCGUCUUCUAAAGGAAGUAUUACCCGAAUUAGAAAAAUUGUUGAAGCCCCUGAAAAUUUAUCGCACACUGAACUCGAAUGUAGAUUGGGAAUCAUUGAGUCAUAUUAUAAGCAGGCGUUAUAUUGCCAGAAUCAAAUUGAACGUUUGUCGCCCGAAGAAGCAGGUAGAACUGAAAUAGACGAGUUAUACAUCACUGCAAAAAGUCUCAUACUAACGCAGAUGGGUAAAGAAAGGCGUCCGAGUAUACAAGAACAGUCAUUUUUUGUGCCUCAAACCGCAUCAACUCGGCUACCAAACCUCAAGCUACCUAAAUUUGACGGCAAGUAUUUGGAAUAUAAAAAUUUUAUAAAUACUUUUAAUAAUUUGGUUCAUAACGACCAAACCAUAUCUACAUCGGAAAAGUUCAACCAUUUAUUUUCCUGCAUUAGUGGAGAAGCCUUAGCAACAAUCAAAGCAUUCCAAGUAACGGACGAAAACUAUCCUAAGGCCCUCAAUAGGCUCAAGGAAAGAUACGACAAUGAUACAUUAAUCUUUUUGGAAACCGUUACUACAAUGUUUGAUAUUCCGAAGUCUUCCAAACCAGUUCCGAACCAAUUAAGAAACAUUGUGGACACUCUUUCAGCUCUGUAUAGUUCAUUGAAGUCACUUGGCUCAUACCAGCAGAUAUGUGAUGCAUUCAUAAUUCAUCUGGCUAUAACCAAGGUUGACCACCAAACAAAGCAGAAAUGGGAUGAAUUCAUCGAUUACACAAAAUUACCGUCUUGGUCAGAGUGCUGCUCAAUGUUGGACAGACGUUGUCAACAAUUGGAUGCACAGUGUAGAAGUGCUACAAAGGAACAACAAGCUUCCAACUCAAAGAAUCAUUCUCAUAAUGAUUCGAAUACAAAACAACAUUCUUUCACCACAAAAAAUAUGGCCCAAUCGCCUGUAUGCAAUCAUUGCUCAAAACAGGGCCAUUAUAUUACGACAUGUCAACGUUUUAUAGUUUUGGCUGUUGAUCAACGCAUUGACCAUGCUAAAAAACAAAAUUUAUGUCUUAAUUGCUUGUCAAAGGGGCAUAUCUACUCUCAAUGUCCUUCACGCUAUUCUUGUCGUUUUUGCAAACAACGUCAUCAUUCGCUUUUGCAUAAGCAACCUGAUGAAGAAGUUCCCUCAACAAGUUCUGCAGUCGCUCAUGGGACCUUUCAACAAAAUGCGAAGCCUAGAGAGAGCAAAGUAAUUUUGGCAACUGCAUUGGUAUUAGUUCGUGACUCUGAAGGAAAGUACCAUUGGGCAAGAGCGCUUUUGGAUUCAUGUUCUCAAGUCAAUUUUAUAAGUGAGUACCUUUCUAAUGCAUUAAAUUUAAAGAAAUCUAAUAACACUGUCGAUGUUGUUGGCAUUGGUUCACGUGGUGUAAAAGUGCCAUAUAAAACUCAGACCACCAUAAGAUCGCGAUUAAAUAAUUUUGAACUGUCACUUGAAUUUUUAAUCUCUCGUUCCAUAACUGGCUACCACCCUGAUGAGAAUAUGUCAAUACAUGACUUUAAGUUGCCCUCUAACAUAGAGCUAGCAGAUCCAGAGUUUUAUCGUCGAAAAGGUAUAGACUUGCUCCUAGGUGCGGAGUUAUUUUUCUCAAUUCUGUCUGUGGGUCAAAUUCGCCCAGAACAACACUUGCCAACAUUGCAAAAAACACUGUUGGGAUGGAUCGUUUCGGGGAAGUAUACUAGUAAAGCAGUUCAUUUGUCUUCAAUGUCAUCGUAUGCUAUUCUGGAGGUUGAGAAAGAUGAAAUAAACAAUAAUAUCGAAAGGUUAUGGAAAUUAGAAACUGUCGACGGCAGACGUCAAUGCUUGACACCAGAGCAACAACAGUGUGAGCAACAUUUUCUAAAACAUGUUAUGGUUCAAAGUGAUGGCAGAAUUAUGGUGAAAUUGCCACUAAAGUAUAAUCCGACAUGUCUUGGUGAUUCUAAAGAUAUAGCUGAACGACGAUUUUGGUCCAUAGAGAGAAAAUUAAAUAACAACCCCGAAUUAAAGGAGCAGUAUAAACAAUUUCUUAAGGAGUAUGAGGAGAUGGGCCACAUGACUCAAAUAAACUCACCCGUUUCUCAACCACACUAUUUUAUACCGCACCACUGCGUUUUAAAACCAGAAAGUGUCUCAACAAAACUUCGGGUAGUUUUUGAUGCGUCGUGCAGAUCAUCAUCACAGCUUUCAAUCAACGAGAUCAUGAUGGUAGGCCCAACUAUACAAAACACUUUACUAAUAACUUUACUGCGUUUCAGAUGUCAUCAAUAUGGGUUAACUGCUGACAUUGUCAAAAUGUACAGGCAGGUUUUAAUACAUCCGGAGGAUAGAAAUUUACAACUCAUCUUGUGGCGCGAUGACCAUUCCAAGCCUUUGAACGUGUACGUUCUCAAUACCGUAACUUAUGGCACUGCAUCGGCUCCUUAUCUUGCCAUUCGAAGUUUACAUUAUGCGGCAGAACGUUACCCUGAGGGUCAUGAAGUUGGCAAGGCAGUCAUUACUAACGAUUUCUAUGUAGACGAUAUGAUAACUGGCGCAAAUGACCUAGCCACAUUACAGAUUAUUAAAGGUGAGGUAACAGAUAUUUUGAAUCAUUCAAAGUUUACACUCUCGAAAUGGCACAGUAAUUGCCCAGAACUUAAUUUGGUUAAUCAAGGCAAUAAGGAGGUGCGCAUUGACAAUGACGUCACUACUACUUUGGGCAUCUCUUGGUACCCCUCAGAUGAUACAUUCCGAUUUGAAUUUCGUCCUUAUAAGUCGUUCUCAAAAAAUACUAAACGUUCUAUUUUGUCUGUAACAUCAACUUUAUUUGAUCCUAUGGGUCUUAUUAGCCCACUUAUUAUAAAGGCGAAAAUUCUACUGCAAAAACUAUGGCUCAUCAAAUGUGACUGGGAUGAAUCUGUUCCUCAAGAUGUUGACAUGGCUUGGAAUAAUAUUCUAGCUGAUUUUCAUAAUUUGCCAAAACUGAAAAUUGGUCGUUUUGUUCGAAUGCCGAAUUCAACAACAAUUGAGAUCCAUGGAUUCACCGAUGCAUCUAUUAAGGCUUAUGGCUGCUGUAUUUAUUUCGUUUGUAAGGACUCACACGACAAUGUUUCAGUAAAUCUGUUGGCAUCCAAAUCUCGCGUGGCUCCGAUUAAAACUAGUACAUUACCAAGAUUGGAGCUAUGUGGAGCCCAUUUACUUGCUAAAUUUUGGAACCAAAUCAAACAAUAUUUUAAAUAUACUAUAUCAAAGGUCUACUUCUGGUGUGACUCACAAGUCACCCUACAUUGGAUAAGAAGUCAUUCGUCGUUACUCUCAACCUUUGUCGGAAAUCGUGUAGCUGAAAUACAAGAUCUUUGUGCUGACAUUUCUUGGCGUUACGUUCCUACAGAUCAAAAUCCGGCAGAUUUAGUAUCCAGAGGCUGCACUGUAUCUGAAUUAUGUGACUCGAAUUGGCUCCAUGGUCCAACAUUUCUACGUAAACCUAAUUCUGAUUGGCCUGUUCAUCAAAACAUGAAUCUAAGCGAAGAAAUAAUGUUAUUGGAAAAAAGAAAAUCUGCACUCGUUACCAGUAUUCAAGAAAUACCUUAUAUGCUAAAAGUAUUACAUAAAUUUAGUAACUAUUUGAAAUGCCUUAGGGUAGUAUCAUAUGUUAUCCGACUUCAGUCAAAAUUAAGGCCCAAAUCAACAAAUAUUUCUCCAGAUGAGUUCACUUACACACUCCACCGAAUUGUUUGGGUUCUACAACAAUCCUAUUUCCCUGAGGAAUUUCAUGAACUGGAGAAAUCGGGCGUUGUAACAGGAAAAUUUGCGUCUCUGGCUCUGUUUAUAGAAAAUGUUUCAGGAGUACCAUUGAUACGAGUCGGCGGCCGAAUACGUAAUUCGAAUCUACCAGAACAAAUAAAGUUCCCGUUUCUUCUACCAAAGUCGGAUUCAUUUGUAAAAAUAAUGGUCACCCAUGUUCAUCGCGACAACUUUCACGCCGGUCCACAAGCUCUAGUUUCCCUGGUUCAACAGCAGUUUUGGAUAACUAAUUGUCGAUCGUUAGCCAGACAAAUAGUUCAUCAGUGCAUUCAUUGUACACGGUACAAGCCUAAGUUACUCACACAAGUGAUGGGAAAUCUACCUAAGGAUCGUGUUUCAGGCUCUCGUCCAUUUCAAAUUGUUGGAGUUGAUUUUGCUGGCCCGAUAUCAACUUAUUUACGUAUUCGAGGGAAACGCCCAUACAAGUCUUACAUAGCUGUCUUCGUCUGUUUUUCAUCAAAGGCUGUUCACCUGGAAGCUGUUUCAGAUCUGUCCAGUGAUGCUUUUAUAGCCGCUCUAAAGCGUUUUGUUGGCCGCAGAGGCAUACCUUCAAAAAUAUUCUGCGACAAUGCAACAAAUUUUGUGGGCUCACAGUCAAGGCUAAGAGAAUUUUAUAAUUAUUUUUGUAAAGAGUCCACAAAAUCAGACAUUAUCUCAUAUGCAGCGUCAAACUUAAUCGAAUUUAGCUUUAUUCCUCCGCGAGCCCCACACUUUGGAGGAUUGUGGGAGGCAGCUGUUAAAACAGCUAAGGGUCACUUGUUUCGAACACUUUCAAAUGCUAGACUAACAUUCGAAGAAUUAUCGACAGCUCUAGUGGAAAUUGAAGCUGUUAUGAACUCUCGUCCGAUUUCACCAACGUCAUCAGACCCUAACGACUUAGAGGCUCUUACUCCGGGGCAUUUUCUGAUUGGCUGUCCUCUAAAACAUAUCCCUGAAAGAACCAAUUUUAAAUCUGACAUCUCUAGUAUUCAACACUGGCAAAGAAUAACAGCUGUUAAGUCUCACUUUUGGGAUAGAUGGCAUAAAGAAUAUUUGGCUCAAUUACAACAACGUUCCCGAUGGCGAAAACCUCAACAAAAUCUCAAGGUUAAUGAUAUGGUGGUAGUGCAUGAAGAUAAUAUACAUCCGAUGAAAUGGGUUAUUGGUCGUGUCACAAAUGUUGUUCCUGGUGCAGAUGGUUAUGCUCGAGUUGCCGAUGUGAGAACUUCAACCACUACCCUUCGCCGCCCCGUUGCUAAAUUGGCGAUUCUACCUGUUGAUUGA
Calliphora vicina (urban bluebottle blowfly) is the source of this 5115-nucleotide messenger RNA. RefSeq lists its product as uncharacterized. The coding region runs from base 1 to 5115 and encodes 1704 amino acids. The transcript has a single exon. Lineage: Eukaryota; Metazoa; Arthropoda; Insecta; Diptera; Calliphoridae. Gene Ontology annotation, biological process: DNA integration. Gene Ontology annotation, molecular function: zinc ion binding; nucleic acid binding. The record is from RefSeq and is a predicted model, not a curated record.